Messenger RNA from Metopolophium dirhodum (rose-grain aphid), 2442 nucleotides. RefSeq lists its product as uncharacterized. Gene Ontology annotation, molecular function: monocarboxylic acid transmembrane transporter activity. The record is from RefSeq and is a predicted model, not a curated record. The coding region runs from base 358 to 2307 and encodes 649 amino acids. The transcript is spliced from 10 exons. NCBI's taxonomy places the organism in Eukaryota, Metazoa, Arthropoda, Insecta, Hemiptera, Aphididae. Gene Ontology annotation, biological process: monocarboxylic acid transport.
UUGUACUGGCAACGCGAAAGCAGACCUUUUAACGACGCGAAUUUAUUGCCGUCUAUUUUUUUUUAUUAUAUAUUCUUGUGGGCGCUAAUCGCCACGAGAGAGUGUAAUGUCUAUUGUUUUAUAUCAGCCGCCUGCGCCAAACGCCGCGAACAUUUACUUUAUUAUUGUAAACAUCAAAUUAUAAUAUGGAGUUGUAGGCGCAAAUCGCCGUAUUUUUUUACAAUUUAUAUCGUUGUGUCUUGUAUCUAUUGACUAUUCUGUGUGUUACUUAUAACUACUUUUGGCAGUGGCUGGCCAGCAGUGCACCGACAACCUGCACUGCAACCUUUUAUUACACUUCCAACGGAUAUUGUCAUCAUGACGUCGUUACCAGAUGAGGGUCUUAAUGCCAUUGAUCCGACCCCCGUUUCCAGCACUGAUGAGCCGCUCGUGGAGUUUGUUUCUUUUGAAUCCGAUCAGUUACCGCAGACAAAAGUCGAUCAUAAUGCCUAUCUGUUCGUUGUGUUAUGUCCACCAGACGGCGGUCCCUGGGCCCUAUUCACGUGCAUACUAGGAUUUCUGGCCUUGCUGAUCUGUGAUGGCGUUUGUUUAUCAUUCAUUCUAUUCGACGGCCGUCUCGGCAUGGUCGAAAACUUGCCACCCGGAACACGCACCUUCGAACACUUGGCCGUGAUCUACCUGUUCCGCUACUUGACCGAACCGAUUUCGUGCGCGUUCAUCAACCGCUAUGGCUUUAGAUAUUUUUUAUUUUUUGGCAGUAUAUUAUCUGUCGUGUGGCUCGCAUCGUUAUGUUAUAUCGAAAAUCCAUUCACUCACGGACAUUACUUGUUGGCCAUCAUUGGUGGUAUUGGAAUGGGGAUAAUUAAAACAUCAUUCUUCGUUUUGCUGUCUACGCUGUUUAUCGUAAAACGCCAUUUGGCACAUUUAUCACUUCAUUUAGGAAGCUUCACUGGCAUGCUGAUAAUCCCGCCUCUUAACGAAUUCCAAUUACUGCCAACAGCAGACUUUAAAACGGAAAACUUGAAAUCGACAAACUUGAAAAUGGCAUUGUAUCUCAAUUUAGGUAUAAUGUGCUUUACAUUGGUAUUGUGGUUGUUUGUUUCUACACCGGUGACGUUAAAAUUAGACAUAGCCGAUGAUGAAACUAUUACCGAUUCUACCUCUCCUCCACGAUCAAGAACUGAUACAAUGGCCUGGAUAAUAGAAAACUUCCAGGAAAAUUAUAAAAAUUUAACUAUAUGGGAUACGAUCGGAAAUCAAAAAUUGUUUACGAGCGAGUUUCUAGCAAAAAGGCCGAUAGUCGUGAAUGAGCGUCCAGUGGAGAGUGUCCAACGGAAUCUAAAAUAUUCGAAUUGGGUCUAUGAAGAAUGUAAAAUCCGAAGGUUGAGCAACCGAAACAUCACAAAUAUGUUUAAAAAUGCUUUAAUCGGCAGUCGGCCGAUGUAUAGAGAUGACAUUCUUUACGACGGAAACAUCUCCUUGUUGAUGACCCAUAAAAAGUUUUCAAAUAAAUAUAUCAUCGAAUACAACGAAUACCUGAUGACGAUGACUCGUAUUUAUACCAUAGCUGACGUGAAUGAAGAAAAGAGCAACAAUUUCAACUGGAGAUGUCCGAUAGCCAUAAGUCGAGUUUUGAAGUGUAUGUUUAACAUGACGAUUUGGUCCAAUGAACAAUUUCUUUUAAUGGUAGCCAGCGAGGCUCUAAUUCACGCUGGCUGUUUGGUACCGUUUAUGUUCAUUAAAGGUCCUGUGGGUCAGAAGACCUCAGCAGAAGCAGUGAUUACCCUUAUCGCGGGCUGUUUUGGUUUAUUAUAUGGUCGGGGACUCGGUUAUGUGUUGCAUGGAAGGUCACCAUACCCUGUAUCUCUGUAUCAUGUUGGCCUAGCUUUGGUAGCUAAUGGUCUAUCGUUGCUCCUAUGCGCCACAACCACCAAUGAUAUUUCCAAUCUAUUGCCGUAUUUUGGAGUUUUUGGAAUUACUUUCGGAUAUUACAAGUCGAUUCAAAAUGUUGUGUUAUAUACUGCUUUUCCAUUAAAGAAUUUUAAUAAUGUAUGUGGGCAAAUUUCGUUGGUCCGAGGCGUAUCGUCAUUUGUUGGGAUUCUUUUUGCGGUAAAUAUGAUGCAGCCACGGAGAGACGGUCGACCGGUCACGAGCUGUGAGGACGUGUACGUUUACGCGGGCAUACUCAUGAUGAUCGCAAGCGUUUGUGUGACAGUUUUGCAGCAAUCGGCCACCGCCAUCAAGCCGCGAUCGGUGUACUGCGAAGUCUCGGUUCCAAAUCAUGCGGUCGGCGAAGUUAUACAUUGAACCAAUAAAAAAAAAAUCCAAUUACAGCGGAACGUUACCAGUUUUUUGAUACAUAUACAUAGCAAACCUAACCUAACCUAUAAGUACUGAAUUGUAUUGUAAUAUGAUUAUUGUUUUACCGUCUCAAAUGUUGUA